This is a messenger RNA of Schistocerca gregaria, 2444 nucleotides long. RefSeq names its product facilitated trehalose transporter Tret1-like. Lineage: Eukaryota; Metazoa; Arthropoda; Insecta; Orthoptera; Acrididae. Gene Ontology annotation, molecular function: transmembrane transporter activity. The transcript has 6 exons. The record is from RefSeq and is a predicted model, not a curated record. The coding region runs from base 100 to 1479 and encodes 459 amino acids. Gene Ontology annotation, biological process: transmembrane transport. Gene Ontology annotation, cellular component: membrane.
UCCACUGUGCGAAGCACCCCUCAGCGCUUCGUUUAGUCAAGACAUGUCCGUUUAAUUCUCCUGCAACACCCGUUCAGCUGUGUACAUACCUGCUGUAAGAUGCGGAUACUGUUCGUCACCACAAACCUGCAGUACCUCGCUGCCUUCUGGGCGGCGCUGACGAGCCUGAUGAGCGGCAUGGUGUACGGCUGGCCGUCGCCCAUCCUGCCACAGUUGCAGCAGCCGGGCUCAUGGCUGCCGCUGACGGCUGACGAGGCCUCCUGGAUCGUGUCGUGCGUCACCAUCUCGUCCGUGCUGCCCAUCAUAGCCAUGCCCGUCAUCGUCGACGUCGUCGGCCGCAAGCUGCUGCUCAUCGCAUCAGGGCUGCCGGCCUUGGCUUCCUGGCUCAUGGUGCUGUUUGCAGACUCGGCGGGAAUGCUGAUAGCGUCGCGAGUGGUGGCUGGUCUGAGCAUCGGCGCCAGCGUGUGCCUGGUACCGAUGUACGUGGGGGAAGUGGCGGAGGCCAAGGUGCGGGGUAUGCUGGCCACCGUCUUCCAGUUCGCCAUGUGCCUGGGCUCGCUCGCCUCCUACUGCAUGGGCCCCUACAUGUCCUACUCGGCAGUGGCCAUCGUGUCUGCUGCCGUGCCAGUCCUCUUCAUGCUGGGCUUCCUCUGGAUGCCCGAGUCACCGUACUUCCUGGCGCUGCGCGGCAGGGACGAGGAAGCCGAGAGUGCCUUGAGGCGGCUGCGAGGUGCUGUGUCCGAGGAAGCGAUCCAGGAGGAGCUCGGCAUCGUGCAGAAGUACGUUGAGGAGCAGCGAGCGCAGCGGUCACAGCUGGAACUGAUGGGCCAGCUGGUGCGAAGACGUGGCAGCCGGCGGGCGCUGGUGGUGUGUGUGGUGCUGAUCCUGACACAGGUGUUCACGGGGCUUUCCGUGCUCACGGGCUACACCACUGACACCUUUCAGCAGUCGGGUGUGGCGCUGGAUGCAGAUGUGUGCGCCAUCAUCGUGGCAGCAGUGCAAACAGCAAGCAGCGUUGCCACAUCUCUGUUGGCGGACCGAGCUGGCCGCCGGCCACUGAUGCUACUCUCGUUUGCUGGCUGCGUCCUCACCAUGGCUACACUGAGCAUCCUCUUCUACCUCAAGGAUGUGGUGCACACAGAUCUUACUGCUGUGCAGUGGCUGCCACUCGCCGCCAUGAUUGCUUUUCCUGUGUUCAACAUCCUGGGGGUGGGCCCGCUGCCGUGGGCCAUCGUCGGUGAGGUGUUCCCCUCGGACGUGAAGGGCGUGGCCACGGCGGUCGUGUCGGUGGUACAGGCGGUCACCUUCACACUGAUGGGGAAGCUCUUCCAGGUGAUGAGCGACGCCGCGGGGAUCUACUCCGUCUUCUUCCUUUUCACUGCCAGCGCCUUCGUCGGCCUCGUCUUCACCUUCUUCUUUCUGCCAGAGACAAAGGGCCGCACCUUCGUCGAGAUCACGCGGCACUUCGAGGGCGAAUAACACGAAGAGUCAAAGUAGCCAUUUUUUGGCUCUCAGUGUAAGGCUCAGAAAAAGCACUUCAGUUUGUCCGAGUGCGACUGUAAUUUAAUAUUUAAACUGCUAGAUAUUCUUUGCAUUAAGAAUCAAUAACUAUACAAAAGUUGUUUGUUAACCUCCACAUCGAUAUAAAGGUGAGGCUUUUUGUGUCUUGUGAUUGGUUUGAUGCAAUCCACCUCGACUUCCUUUCUGUACCAUCCUCUUCAUCGUUGAGUAGCAUCUACGCGCAAAGCCCUCAAUUAUUUGUUACGUAUACUCCAAUCCCUGUCUUCCCCUGCAGUUCUUGCCCACUGUUGCUACCACAGCGUGGUGGCGCAGAGGUUAGGCACGGGAAUCGGACUCGGGAGGAUGGCGGCUCAAAUCCCCGUUUCACCAUUCAGGCCUAGGUUUUACGUCACUGCCUAAAAUCGCUUAAGAGGAAUGUCGGGAAGUUUUCUUUGAAAGAAGAGACCUAAUUUCCUUCCCCGUCCUUUUUCAUUCCGACCUUGUGCUUCGUCGUCUAUGGAAUGCUAUGCCCCAGUUUUCUUUCUUCUCGAACAACGUUCCACUUGUGGCAAGAACGGUAUUCAAGUCCUUUCGUUCUAUCCUUCUCCCAGUUAGUGUUUUCCAUAUAUAUCUUUUCUUGCCGAUUAUUCUCUUCAGUGCCUCAUCAUUAAUAUUUAUGGAAUAUUCCGUCACUUCUUGCCGGACUACUGACGUAUUAAAAAAUUGAAUCCUCAGUAUUAAAGUUCCACAAAAAUAUUUAUUUAAUAGUUCGUUAUGAACCGGCUUUCAGGAUUGUAGGCCAUCGUCAGAUAACUUAGCAUUGAACAUCUGUAUAAAGAUUGUUGUACAAAGAUAUAUAACAUUUUAUGACUAUAUCGAUACCAAACACAAGUAUAAUGUAAUACCCAAGGAUACUCUGGACAAAUAAAUCUUAUUUUACAGUA